Molecule: messenger RNA, 1233 nt
Organism: Paracoccidioides lutzii Pb01
Product: tyrosyl-tRNA synthetase
Exons: 3
Coding region: 1-1233 (410 amino acids)
Biological process (GO): tyrosyl-tRNA aminoacylation
Molecular function (GO): ATP binding; tyrosine-tRNA ligase activity
Source: RefSeq, a predicted model, not a curated record
AUGACCACAGAAUUAACACCCCAGGAGAAGAUCGCCCUGAUCUAUCAGAAUCUCCAAGAGGUUCUCAAACCGGAGAUUAUCGAAGAUGUUAUUGUGCGACAGAACAGACCAUUGAAGGUGUACUUCGGCACCGCAACAACCGGCAGGCCACACUGCGGCUACUUCUGCCCAAUCGUCAAACUCGCCCACUUCCUCCAAGCAGGCUGCCACGUCAAAAUCCUCCUAGCAGACAUCCACGGCUUCCUCGACAACCUCAAAGCACCCAUUGACCUCGUCAAUUACCGCGCCGAAUACUACCGCUAUGUAAUCACCGCCCUCCUCGAAGCCAUCCAUGUCCCCAUCGAGAAACUCGAAUUCGUCCUGGGCAGUGACUACCAGCUCUCCUCCCGAUACACCAUGGACCUAUUCAGACUCAGCAGCGUGGUGACGGAGCACGAUGCGAAAAAGGCCGGUGCGGAGGUUGUGAAGCAGGUUGACAAUGCGCCGUUGUCAGGGCUCAUAUAUCCGCUCAUGCAGGCGUUGGAUGAGGAGCAUUUGGAUGUCGAUGCGCAAUUUGGCGGGGUUGAUCAGCGGAAGAUCUUUGCGUUGGCGCUGGAUACGUUGCCGCGGAUUGGCUAUAAGGAGCGGGCGCAUUUGAUGAAUCCUAUGGUUCCUGGGUUGGCGGGGGGGAAGAUGUCGGCGUCCGAUCCGGAUUCGAAGAUUGAUAUUUUAGAUACGGCUGAGGUGGUUAAGAAGAAGCUUAAGAAGGCGUAUGCCGUGCCGAGGGAGACGGAGGGGAAUGGGAUUAUUAGCUUUGUGGAGUAUGUGUUGUUUCCUGUGUCGGCGUUGGAGAGGGAGGAUAGGAAGGGGAGGUUUGUGGUGGAGAGGAGGGAGGAGGAAGGGGGGAAUCUUGUUUACAGGGAUAUUGAGGAGGUUAAGAGGGAUUAUCGGGAUGACACGUUAACACCCCAACUCCUCAAAGCCGCCGUAACAACCGCGCUCAACAACCUUCUUGCACCUGUCCAAGCGGCUUUCCUGGCCAACCCGGAGUGGCAAGAGAUCGAGAAGAAGGCAUAUCCGCCGCCACCUGAACCAGAGAAGAAAAAGAAGAAGCCCAAAGAUAAGGGGAGCAGAUACCCUGGUAGUGAUGCGGCGAGGAGUGGUGAUGUUGCUGCUGCUGCUGAUGCGAAGGUGGAUGGGAAGAAGCCAGAUGAUGUUGAGGAGAAGCUGGAAAAGUUGAAGGUUCAGGGGUAG